Pisolithus orientalis is the source of this 1045-nucleotide messenger RNA. RefSeq names its product XAP5, circadian clock regulator-domain-containing protein. The record is from RefSeq and is a predicted model, not a curated record. NCBI's taxonomy places the organism in Eukaryota, Fungi, Basidiomycota, Agaricomycetes, Boletales, Pisolithaceae. Gene Ontology annotation, biological process: chromatin organization. The transcript is spliced from 6 exons. The coding region runs from base 43 to 1005 and encodes 320 amino acids. Gene Ontology annotation, cellular component: nucleus.
CAACUACAUUUUUCACCACAACCACGACACUAGUACUACUACAUGUCUACCGACAGAGGCGAGGGUCGUCGCGAGGAUGCGUUCGUCAAGCAACGCAUGCAGAACCGCGAAGAGUACGAACGACAGAAGCAGAAACUCAUCAACGAAACGGAAAAGUCUCGUCCCUCAGCAAACAAGUUCGUGGGCCAGAAUGAUUCGAUGGAGGAUACCCUUAAGAAUAGCACCGUCGGCCUCGUACACUUGGAGGUUUUUCAACAAAGGAGGAAGGAAAUCGAAGAAGCGAAGGCACGCGAGGCGGCGCGUACAAAUGAGCUCAAAGAAGAGACAAAGAAAGUGAAGAAACGUAAAAAGACCAAGUCGACACUGUCGUUCGCUAUUGACGACGAUGAAGGCGAUGGUGAGACUUCCUCCAGCCAGACGCCCGACACGGAGAACGGCGAGUCUGCUCCCAAACGUACCAAGUUUCGCAAGAAUCCAGACGUGGACACGUCCUUUCUCCCUGACCGUGAGCGAGAAGAAGCUGAAAGGAAGGAAAGGGAGCGACUACGGCAGGAAUGGCUGCAAAAGCAAGAGGAGCUUAAAAUGGAGGACAUAGAGAUCACGUACUCAUACUGGGAUGGAAGUGGGCACAGGAAAUCCGUGGUGUGCAAGAAAGGCGACACGAUCGCCAAUUUCUUGGAGAAGUGUCGCCAGCAGUUUCCGGAGCUGAGGGGCGUCAGUGUUGACAACCUGAUGUAUGUCAAGGAAGACCUCAUAAUACCCCACCACAAUACGUUUUAUGACUUCAUCGUCAAUAAAGCUCGGGGCAAAUCAGGACCUCUAUUCAAUUUCGACGUCCAUGACGAUGUCCGGUUACUUUCUGAUGCGACGAAGGAGAAGGACGAGUCGCAUGCGGGGAAAGUUGUUGAGAGAGGCUGGUACCAAAGAAACAAACAUAUUUUCCCGGCAUCGCGAUGGGAGAUUUACGAUCCGAAGAAGGACUACGGGAAGUACACUAUCCAUUGACUGUUCUAUGUACAUGCAUGUCGUAGGAGGAACCAAAUAC